CUUGUGAUUAGGUCUAUAAAAACUAAAAAAGAAAAAAAAAACCCUAAAUCAAAAAUCGAAAAAAAUACAAUAAAAUGUUAGAACUGUCGACUUCACGCCAAUACAAACAUCAAACGAACCCCAAAAUUCCGGUUGGCGAAAUUCCCUGUUUCGAUCUACUUCCGAGCAAAGUUCAAGACAAACCCCUCAAAAUCUCCCAUCCCAACACAUCGCCAAGUCGCUCUUGGAUGCCGCCUCCGCCAUCCAAUUAGCUUCGGAGCCAAUAAAAAAGGAAAAAUAAAAUUAAAAAAAAAUUCUCGAUGGCGAUUCUUUAUGCAGUGGUGGCUCGAGGCACGGUGGUUCUGGCUGAGUUUAGCGCCGUGACAGGGAACACCGGGGCGGUGGCACGACGGAUCCUCGAGAAACUUCCGGAAGCGGCUGAUUCAAGACUCUGCUUCUCGCAAGAUCGUUAUAUCUUUCAUAUACUUAGAUCCGAUGGCCUUAGUUUUCUCUGUAUGGCUAACGAUACCUUUGGAAGGAGAAUUCCAUUUUCGUACUUGGAGGAUAUUCACAUGAGGUUCAUGAAAAACUAUGGCAGAGUGGCUCAUUAUGCACCAGCAUAUGCAAUGAAUGAUGAGUUCUCACGGGUGUUGCAUCAACAAAUGGAGUUUUUCUCCAGUAAUCCUAGUGCAGAUACUCUCAAUCGUGUUAGAGGUGAAGUGGGUGAGAUACGUACAAUUAUGGUGGAAAACAUUGAGAAAAUACUAGAGAGAGGCGACAGGAUUGAGCUUCUUGUUGACAAAACAGCGACAAUGCAAGAUGGUGCAUUUCACUUCAAGAAACAGUCUAAACGCCUUCGUCAAGCACUUUGGAUGAAAAAUGCCAAACUCUUGGCCCUGUUGACCUGCUUGAUUUUACUGUUACUGUACAUAAUAAUUGCUGCUUGCUGUGGAGGCAUCACUCUACCUUCAUGCAGAUCCUGAGUGGCAGUCUUACCGGUUUAAAUUUCUGCUGAGGUAUGCAUUUAUCUUCAAGAUUAUAUGUGCAAGUUUGUCCCAAGGGGGCUCCUUUGUUUCUAGUUCAAGGUUUCGAGGCAUUUUUGGAAACAGUGUUUAUACUGCUCAAGAUUCCAGAAAGAUCUGUAUAUUUCGUAGCUGUUGCUGUACCUCACCUAGAUAUUUAUCUUGGAAGAAUGAGUUGCCGUUACAUCGUUGCCGGUCAUAUUUGUGUUCUGUAAAUGCAUGGAAUUUGGUAUCUAUUAUUUGUUUUCAGUGUUUUUAAAACUGCUAUUUGCAAUUUCAUAAAAUUGUCUGCUACUUCACAUAAGCAACUGUUCAAUCAUUUUAGUUCAGGGGUAUUUAUAUUUUUCUUUCCCUUUUACUCUCUGUGUUUAAUCGUUAAAGUUCUUGAUUAACUUUGACCUCUCUCAUUCACUUACUUGCAGAACAUAUUGUGCAUUAUAGCUAGUAGAAAUGCAGGUUGAUAGUAAGUUGGGUCAAAUUUUUUCUUUUUGUAUUAUGUUGCUGACUAGGUUUUAAGACAUAUCAUAUGGAUGUUAUGAAGUGUUAAACUUCUAACAGUAGAUGAUGUAAUUUUUCAUGCCAAGCUUGAUUGACUACUUCUGCUUUAA
Messenger RNA from Durio zibethinus, 1609 nucleotides. Its product is annotated as vesicle-associated membrane protein 714. The record is from RefSeq and is a predicted model, not a curated record. Gene Ontology annotation, cellular component: membrane. Lineage: Eukaryota; Viridiplantae; Streptophyta; Magnoliopsida; Malvales; Malvaceae. Gene Ontology annotation, biological process: vesicle-mediated transport.